AUGUCAACCAUGCUACCUGCUACCAAUAUUGGCGCCCCCAAGGAUUCAACCAUGAACAAUAACAACACUACUUCAAAUGCAAAUGCUAAUACUUCUACUACCACUACAAACACAUCUAACGUAAACAGUAAUAGUCCGAAAUUAGAUGAAUUGUUAGAAGCUAUUAAAUUGGAAUUCUCUCAACUCUCACAAGAAGCAAAUACUUAUAGAUUACAAAAUCAAAAAGAUUAUGAUUUGAAGACUAAUAGAAACUUGGCAGAAAUGCAACAGAUUAGAAACACAGUUUAUGAAUUAGAAUUGACUCAUAGAAAGAUGAAAGAUGCAUAUGAAGAACAAAUUAAACAAUUGAAGUUGGAAUUGGAUCAGAAGGAAAAACAGUUGACCUCAUUGUCAAGUUUAGCUAAUCGUCAAGCUGCUACUAAUGCUAAUGCAAACUCAAACACGGCAAAUAACACUCCUUCAACAACUAACGCUAGUAUUAACAACGUGGCUCCUCAACCUCCUCAAAUCCCAAUGCCUCAACAGACCACCAUUACUCAAACUCAAGCUUUACCACAAGCUGUUCCUUCAAUGAAUGGUAAUGCUCCAGGUGUCACAACUAAUUCUAACCAACAGUUAAACACUUUACCUCAACCUCAACAAACUCAGCAACAACAAUCCCAACAACAGCAAGCUCAACAACAACAACAACAGCAGCAACAAUUACAACAAUUACAACAGGUUCAACAAGCCCAAUUACAGCAACAACAACAGCAACAACUCCAAGCUGCUCAACAAUCCCCUCAAUUACAACAACAAUCUCCACAAAUUCAACAACAAACUACUUUACCACCAACCCAAAUCCCUGUUCAAAUCCAACCUCCUACAGCCUCUUCUACCACUAUCCCCGGUCAAUCUACAAUGGAAAAUAAUAUUCAACCAAAUAUGAAUCAACAGCAACAAUCUCCUCAAGUAAUGGCUGUUAAAGAAAAUAAUACAGCUUCCCAAUUGCCACAAGCUUCACCUUCAAAUCAUUUAGUGCCAUAUAAUCAACGUGCUAACCAUCACAAACAAAUUCCUCCAUUUUUAUUAGAUUUAGAUCCAAAAAAUGUUGUUGAUGCCUUUAAAAAAGUCACUGAUGAUUAUUAUGUGUUAUUCAACCCUGACUUGCCAAAGAGUUUAGAUGUUGAUUUACAUCUAUCUCUAAGCCAUCCUUCUGUCGUAUGCUGUGUGAGAUUUAGUAAUGAUGGCCAAUUUCUAGCCACAGGUUGUAAUAAAACAACAAGGGUUUAUAAAACUUCCACAGGUGAAUUGAUUGCCACUUUAUUAGUUGAUCCACAAUCUUCAAAUAACUCCAAUAGUGAACAACAAACAAACCCUGAAUCUUCUGAUCUAUACAUUAGAUCUGUUUGUUUCUCUCCAGAUGGUAAAUUUUUGGCUGCCGGUGCUGAAGAUAAAUUAAUUAGAAUUUGGGACAUUACAACAAAACAAAUUGUAAUGAUAUUAAAAGGUCAUGAGCAAGAUAUUUAUUCAUUAGAUUAUUUCCCAAGCGGUGAAAAAUUAGUCUCUGGUUCUGGUGAUAAAACUGUGAGAAUAUGGGAUCUAAGAACGGGUCAAUGCUCCUUAACUUUAUCAAUAGAAGAUGGUGUUACUACAGUCUCAAGCUCUCCAAAUAAUGGUAAAUUUAUUGCUGCUGGUUCGUUGGAUCGUUCUGCAAGAAUAUGGGAUACUGAAACCGGGUUCUUGUUAAAGAGAUUAGAUUCUCAAACUGAUUUACAAAACGGUCAUAAGGAUUCAAUUUAUAGUGUUUCAUUUACCAAAGAUGGUAAAAAACUAGUAUCCGGCUCCUUAGAUAGAUCUGUCAAGUUAUGGAAUUUAGAUACAACAAAUAAUAAUUCAAAUGAAAGUUGUGAAGUUACUUUUAUUGGUCAUAAGGACUUUGUCUUAUCAGUUACAACUUCUCAAAACGAUGAAUAUGUUUUAUCGGGUUCAAAAGAUCGUGGUGUUUUGUUCUGGGAUACAAAUUCUGGUAAUCCUUUACUAAUGUUGCAAGGUCAUAAGAAUUCAGUAAUAUCUGUUGCUGUCGCAAAUGGUCAACCAUUGGGUCCAGAAUUUGGCGUCUUUUCUACUGGUAGUGGUGAUUUCACAGCCAAGAUUUGGAGAUAUAGGAAAAUAAUAGAUAGCAAAAAAAUGGAAGAAAAUUGA
Messenger RNA from Henningerozyma blattae CBS 6284, 2184 nucleotides. RefSeq names its product WD repeat TUP1 family protein. Gene Ontology annotation, molecular function: protein binding. The transcript has a single exon. Bases 1 to 2184 code for a protein of 727 amino acids. NCBI's taxonomy places the organism in Eukaryota, Fungi, Ascomycota, Saccharomycetes, Saccharomycetales, Saccharomycetaceae. The record is from RefSeq and is a predicted model, not a curated record.